AUGGCGUGCUACGCCGCCCUCCUGCACCAGCCGCUCGCCCCGUGCUCCUCCUCACGGCUAGGCGGCGCCUCGCGUGCCCCGCGCCUCCAGCGCGUAGUCCUUCCGCUCUCUUCCGCCUCCGCUCGCGCCAGGAUCUCCCCGCGCUGCUCCUACUCCGCUGGCGCCGGCGCCGCCCCUGGGGAGCCGCCCGCGGCGGCGCUCCGGCGGGUCCUGGAGACGCCGGGCGCACACCAGGCGCCCGCCUGCUACGACGCAUUGAGCGCCCGCCUCGUCGAGCGCGCCGGGUUCAGGGCCUGCUUCACGAGCGGUUUCUCAAUAUCUGCUGCGCGGUUAGGAUUACCAGAUGUUGGUCUCAUCUCUUAUGGGGAAAUGAUUGAUCAAGGACGUCUAAUCACUGAAGCAGUCUCGAUCCCUGUGAUCGGUGAUGCUGAUAAUGGUUAUGGAAACUGUAUGAAUGUCAAGAGAACAGUAAAAGGAUUUAUUAAUGCUGGUUUCGCUGGAAUCAUUCUUGAAGAUCAGGUGUCGCCAAAAGCAUGUGGACAUACACAAGGAAGGAAGGUUGUCUCAAGGGAGGAAGCAAGUAUGCACAUAAAAGCCGCUGUAGAUGCCAGGAAUGAGAGUGGCUCUGACAUUAUUAUUGUGGCAAGGACAGAUUCUCGUCAAGCUAUGUCUCUUGAUGAAGCAUUAUGGAGAGUACGGGCCUUUGCUGAUGCUGGAGCAGAUGUUUUAUUUAUUGAUGCCCUUGCCUCAAGGGAAGAGAUGAAGGCAUUUUGUGCUAUUGCACCUGGAGUUCCAAAAAUGGCCAACAUGUUAGAAGGCGGUGGUAAAACUCCAAUACUGAGCCCUGUUGAACUUGAAGAAAUAGGUUAUAAAAUCAUAGCCUAUCCAUUAUCUCUAAUUGGGGUAUCGAUGCGUGCAAUGGAGGAUGCUCUUGUUGCUAUAAAGGGUGGUCGCAUACCUCCUCCAGGCAGCUUGCCAUCAUUUGAAGAGAUCAAGGAUACACUCGGGUUUAACCACUAUUAUGAAGAAGAAAAACGAUAUGUUGUGACAUCAGCCCAAUCAUCGUACAGGACCGGUUAUCAUGAUUACACAAGUGAACCAAGCAGUCCAGGAGAUACCAGGUCCACGACUGAAAAACCACAAGAACCUGUUAUUGACAUAUUGCCUCAGCUCUAUGAUGUUGGUUCCAGCGGCGGCAGAGGACCAUCAACUGGAAUGUGGUCUCGUACACUUCGACUAAAGAUUACAGGAAGAGAUGGAGUCCAGAAAAUUGAUGCCAGAAUACCUGCCGGAUUCUUAGAAGGGAUGACAAGAAUUAUUCCAGGCUUGGCUGGAGCUAAUAUCAUGGAAAGGCUUCGGAAUGCACCUAUUGAUACCGACAACCCCCAAAACGGCCAGAUACUGCUUGAUUUUGAGGAUUCGAUGGGAGAUAGGAUCCAGGUGUUCAUUGCGUAAGCGUGCCUAUGCUGCCUUUGCUGGUACACUGAAAGCAUGGACGUUUCAAGUGACCGCAGGGUCCAGGCGUCUUGCUCGUUGUGUUAGCCAGUGAGCUAGUGGAAUCCAAUCUAGUAGUUGAAGCAGAUGAUUUAAACAUCGAUUAUGUCGAUGAACUAUUUACAAAUGACAAGGUUUAUGUGCCAAAAAUCCUGAAUUUGAUUUCAAAUAAUGAAGUAAUUCUUGAUGAGUUAUGAAA
Phragmites australis (common reed) is the source of this 1693-nucleotide messenger RNA. RefSeq lists its product as uncharacterized. The record is from RefSeq and is a predicted model, not a curated record. The transcript is spliced from 8 exons. Gene Ontology annotation, molecular function: catalytic activity. Bases 1 to 1455 code for a protein of 484 amino acids. NCBI's taxonomy places the organism in Eukaryota, Viridiplantae, Streptophyta, Magnoliopsida, Poales, Poaceae.